CGCAUCUCGGUGCGCAGAGUCGCAGCUUUUCUGACUCCCGAUCGGCCGCCUCGCCCCGGAAAAAAUGCGGGACCGGACGAAAGAAUUGGGAAAUAAUGCAGAGACUUCAGACGAGGACGAGGAGAGCAGAGCUCUGAUGAUCAAACCUGGAGCCUCUUCAGCCAAAGAGGAGAAGGACAAUGAAGCUUUCUUCAAAAAGGUGCAAGAAAUCCACGAGGGGCUGCAGAGCCUCAGGAGAAUGGUGUCUAACCUGGAGAACAAGCAGAAGACUGUGCUGGGCGUGGCGCUGCCGGAGGAGGGUAUGAAGAAAGAGCUCCAGACUCUUCGAGAGGAGAUUAAAACGCUGGCGACUAAAAUCCAGAGACAGCUGAAGAGUAUUGAACCGAAGAAGGGAGAGGAGGAUGGAAAAUAUGUGCCCAUAAACACUCGGAUGCAGCGGACUCAGCACGACGUGUUGUCGAAGGAGUUCGUGGAGCUGAUGGGUCACUGCAACACCAUCCAGGCUCAGUACCGAGACCGAAACGUGGAGAGGAUACAGAGGCAACUGAAAAUCACUGGGACCAACGUGACAGACCAAGAGCUGGACGCGAUGCUCGAGAGCGGCCAGACGGACGUUUUCACCCAAAAUAUCCUGAUCGACGCUCAAGCUACAAAACAGGCUCUGAACGAGAUCGAGUCCCGACACGACGAGAUCAUGAAGCUGGAGAGGAGCAUCAGAGACCUGCACGACAUGUUCCAGUACCUCGCCAUGGAGGUGGAGGCCCAGGGGGAGAUGGUGAACCGGAUCGAAAACAACAUCAAACAGUCUUCUGACUACGUGGAGAAAGCGAAGGAGAACACAGAGAAAGCGGUCACGUAUCAGCAAAGAGCGCGCAAGAAAAAGAUGUGGAUAGCGUUAUGUUUGGCGAUCCUCAUCUUCAUCUUAGUCCUCUCACUGGUCAUCACCUUCGGCACCUAACGGCGGGCGCAGUGAGUCGUUGCUGCAGACUGGACAGAAAAGAAGCACAUAAAAAGAUCAAAAAAUAUCCUUUCAUGUAAAUAAUUCAGCCCACAGGAUGUACGGGUGAAUUCAGUUGUAAUCCCUCUUUUAUCUUCUCCUCAUGUCACACUGUGGAAGCCUGUUUCUGCCGGCGGGGCGCGAAACAAAGACGCCGAGUCGUUUUAAAGAGAAACUUUUGGGGAAUAAUGAUUUAGUGUCUCAAAAAAAUGAGUUAGUUUGGCAAAAUAAUGAAAACUUUUUCAAAAUGACAUUGCAUCUCAAAAUAAGGACUAAAUAUGUAAAAAUAAUGAGUAUCUUAAAAUAAUGUGAAACUUUAUUUAAAAAAAUGAGUGACUUACUUUUGCAACAUAAUGAUAAACUUUCUCUAAAUAAAUAGCAUCGCUAAAUAACGGGAAACUAGAAUAUCAACAUGUUGAUAUACUAAGUCAUUUUGAAAGUUUAUUUUUAGAAAGUUUACCAUCAUUUUGAG
This is a messenger RNA of Plectropomus leopardus (leopard coralgrouper), 1469 nucleotides long. It is a transcript of the gene stx4, whose product is annotated as syntaxin 4. Gene Ontology annotation, cellular component: plasma membrane; endomembrane system; SNARE complex. Gene Ontology annotation, molecular function: SNAP receptor activity; SNARE binding. Gene Ontology annotation, biological process: exocytosis; intracellular protein transport; vesicle fusion. NCBI's taxonomy places the organism in Eukaryota, Metazoa, Chordata, Actinopteri, Perciformes, Serranidae. The record is from RefSeq and is a predicted model, not a curated record.